UCCCCCCCUCCCCCCGGCCCCAUUCUCAGUUCGCACGUGGCGCAGGCGGAGGAACGUUCUCGAGGUUGCUGCCCCUGCUACUGCGGACUUCACAGCCACCAUGAAGCGGCCGAAGUUGAAGAAAGCAAGUAAACGAAUGACCUGCCAUAAGCGGUAUAAAAUCCAAAAAAAGAUUAGAGAACACCAUCGAAAAUUAAGGAAAGAAGCUAAAAAACGGGGUCACAAGAAACCUAAGAAAGACUUAGGAGUUCCAAACAGUGCUCCUUUUAAAGAGGCUGUUCUUCGGGAGGCGGAGCUAAGGAAACAACUGCUUGAAGAACUAAAACAGCAGGAGAAACUUGAUAGACAGAAAGAACAAGGAAUGAAAAGGAAACUUGAAACUAACCCUGAUGAGAAGCCAUCUGAUGAGAAGCCUGAGGAGGAAUUUGGACAGUGCAAAACUAAGAAAGCCAAGUUGGCCAAACAGAAUCCAAAGAAGUUACACUGUCAGGAACUUAAAAAGGUAAUUGAAGUCUCAGAUGUUCUGUUGGAGGUAUUGGAUGCCAGAGAUCCUCUUGGUUGCAGGUGUCCUCAGGUAGAAGAGGCUGUUGUUCAGAAUGGACUUAAAAAGCUAGUACUUGUAUUAAAUAAAUCAGAUCUAGUACCAAAGGAGAAUUUGGAGAACUGGCUAAAUUAUUUGAAGAAAGAAUUACCAACAGUGGUGUUCAAAGCCUCAACAAUUCUGAAAAACAAAAAAAUAACCAAGGUAAAGAAAAAAACGGCUCCAUUCAAAAGCAAGGUCUGCUUCGGUAGAGAAAGCCUUUGGAAACUUCUUGGAAGUUUACAGGAGACUUAUGGCAGAGCUAUUCAGGUUGGAGUGAUUGGUUUCCCAAAUGUGGGGAAAAGCAGCAUCAUUAAUAGCUUGAAACAAGAACAGAUAUGUAAUGUUGGUAUAGCUAUGGGGCUUACAAGAAACAUGCAAGUUGUGCCGUUGGACAAACAAAUCACUGUCAUAGACAGUCCAAGUUUCAUCGUCUCACCACUUAACUCCUCUGCUGCACUUGCUCUUCGGAGUCCAACAAGCAUUGAAUCGCUAAAACCAGUGGAAUUUGCCAGUGCCAUCCUGUCCCAGGCUGAUGCUCGGCAGGUAGUCCUAAAAUACACUGUCCCAAACUAUAAGAAUUCGCAGGAGUUUUUUGCGACACUUGCUCACAGAAGAGGUCUGCACCAAAAAGGUGGAAGCCUGAAUAUUGAAGCUGCUGCUAAGCUGCUAUGGUCUGAAUGGACAGGUGCAUCAUUAGGUUACCAUUGCCAUCCUCCUGCAUCCUGGACUCUUUCUCCACAUUUUAAUGAGAAUACUGUGGCAAACAUGAGAAAGGGCUUUAAUCUGGAAGAACUAGAGAAGAACAAUGCACAUAGUAUACAAGCCAUUAGGAACCCCAAUUUAGCCAACAGCAUCCUUUUCUGCUCUUCGGGUUUGACAAAUGGAAUAACAGAGGAAACUGACAUAGCUGAAGAAUUGCCAAAACAGAAAGAGAGCAAACAGAAGGAUAACAUAGACAAUGGCCAGGAGAGUGUGCACAACAAAGAAGUUGAUGAAGGGAUCUCCAACAAGUCUCCUGUGAAAGAGAUAACAGAGGAACUACUGCCUGAAAAAUCUUUAACAGGUGAACCAUCUGCAAGAUCAUUUGUUUUGGGUAAAAUUACUAAAGAGGAUGAUGCUUAUGACUUCAGCACAGAUUAUGUAUAAACAACUCAUCUUUUUAUUUAUGGAGAUGAACUCAAAUCAUAAUUCCAUAGCUCUCAGCCGAUAGAGUAGCUAGAAUUAGGAGCCUCUGGGGCUCGGCUCAUGGUCUUAAUUUUGGUUUUUGGAGACUGUAGCCUAGGGUUUCCCCAAAUUGUGAUCUUCCUGCCUCUAUCUAUGAAGUGUUGGGAUUUUAGCCAUCUACCCUAUGCCCAUGAAAGGAACUUUGUUCUUUUCUACAAAGUUUAACACUUGAAGCACACUGCUAAAAUCUUCUAAAUAUGUA
Molecule: messenger RNA, 2009 nt
Organism: Dipodomys ordii (Ord's kangaroo rat)
Lineage: Eukaryota; Metazoa; Chordata; Mammalia; Rodentia; Heteromyidae
Gene: Gnl3
Product: guanine nucleotide binding protein-like 3 (nucleolar)
Exons: 15
Coding region: 101-1729 (542 amino acids)
Cellular component (GO): nucleolus
Molecular function (GO): GTP binding
Source: RefSeq, a predicted model, not a curated record